AGCACGCAAAGUUCUGAAGAAAUAGAGUUAGAGACCAAUGACAAUGAAAAUACGACGCAGGGCGAGGGCUAUAUGACGAGAGCGCGUGCAGAACUAGCGGUCUAUAUUCUUAUCGCUGGUGUUCUCCCUGUCAUCGCCGCCUUUGGCAUCGCAGGAAACGUCAUGAGUGUGUGCGUACUCAUACGUCACGGACUAGACAAAAGCUACAACGUCAUGUUAGUGGCCCUAGCUUGUUCUGAUUCUUCGUUUUUGGCUUCCAUGUUUUUCUACGGCUUUGUCGCCGCUGCGGGGUUUCAAUAUCCUCGAAACAGAGGCUCGUUCCAUUUUGUGUUUUUCGAGGUGGUUCGUGUUCUCGACUACGGGGGAGGAUGGGUGUCCUUCUCGAUGCCAGUGUUCAUUACGUCAGAACGACUGUUAGCUGUUUUCUUUCCCCUCAGUUUGUCCAGAAUUGUUUCUCCUCGCAGGACUUCGGUGGCGGUCGUCUGCCUUUUCGUGUUUCUCUACGGAUUGAUGAUAUUUCUGACUGUACGAGAGAGUUUAGCCUACGAUUACAUCAGACAAUAUGGAGGUACAAACCAAAGCGAGGGACUCAUUGAAGCUGCUAUUUAUAGAAAUACUCUCGACGCCACGGAUGUUAUCAGAGAGUUUAGUAAAGUCGUUUACGGACCUUUUCCAAUCUGCUUCGUUUUUGGAAGCUGCAUCAUCCUCGCAAUAAAAAUCAAAAUGGCGAACCGGAAGCGCAGUCAGAUGACAGGGGGAGGUAACAAAGGAUCUGGCUCGUCUGCUCGAGUCACGGCGACACUUCUCGUUGUCUGUAUGGUCUACACGGUGUGCAGCUCCAUCGUGUUUCUGUGCCACUCUGACGUCAUCACGGCCUACUACGCCAAGGGUCCAGACGGGGAAAUGACCGGCGUUGUCCUCGGGGAGAUCGUUAACCUGUUCGGCGUCCUCAACUGCUCCGUCAACUUCGUCAUCUACGUGGUAAUGAACAAGAACUUCAGGGACACUUACGUCGCCAUGUUUAAUGCAUGCACCAAAAAAUAACAGUGUAUUCUUAUUUCUACCAGAAAGUUUUGUCCAGAAAAGAUUUUUCAAACAUCGUACAAAUAAUUCGGUGCCCUCUCCACCCCCUCCCCCUUCUGCAAAAAUUACAACCACCAAAAACAUUAAUUAUAAUAUGGCCUUUGACAGUGUAUAUACCAAAAACAUCGCAGCGGACCUUGACCCUCAACUAAAGGAACUGUCACACCGGUCCGGUGAAGAACCAUCAGGUAAACAAGAGAUAUCGUGGUAUACCUUCAACUGAACCGAUACCAAUAACCUUUUAUUACCAAUGGUUUGCCUGUGUAGAGGCUACUACAUGUGCAUCUAGUUUUUGUUGCGGUUUCAGCAAACAAAAUAUACUAUUGAUUAAUGCUUCACAAUCUUCCAGUUUUUUGUGUUUUUUUUUACUGCUA
Messenger RNA from Aplysia californica (California sea hare), 1457 nucleotides. RefSeq lists its product as uncharacterized. The record is from RefSeq and is a predicted model, not a curated record. Gene Ontology annotation, molecular function: G protein-coupled peptide receptor activity. Gene Ontology annotation, cellular component: membrane. The transcript has a single exon. The coding region runs from base 73 to 1044 and encodes 323 amino acids. Lineage: Eukaryota; Metazoa; Mollusca; Gastropoda; Aplysiida; Aplysiidae. Gene Ontology annotation, biological process: G protein-coupled receptor signaling pathway.